CCCCACCGGCCUUGCCCCUCCAUCCCUGCACAGGAAGUGGGCUGGCCCUGGGGUUUAGUCUUGCCGGCCCCAGCGUCUCCUACCUGGGCCAGAGCCGAGCGGGGCCCUGGGGAGAUGGCCAUGGUCCCCACGUCUGGGAAGACUGGAGAAAGCAAGCCGCCGCAGCCCCAUGUCUCAGCCAGUGCCACCCCGUGGAUGUGAUGGCGGUCCCUGCUCUGUCCUGGCGUCUGCCCCUCCUUGUCCUCCUCCUGCCCCUGGCUACCUCUUGGGCAACUGCAGCGGUGAACGACGCUUCCCAGCUCAAGUGCUUCUACAACUCGAGAGCCAACAUUUCCUGUGUCUGGAGCCAGGAUGAAGGUCUGCAGGGUACAUCCUGCAACAUCAGUGCCCAGUCAAACAAACGAUUGUGGACCAAAAACUGCCAGCUGCUCCCUGUGAGACAGGCAACCUGGGCCUGCAACCUGAUCCUUGGAGACCCUAAUUCUCAGAAGCUCAACUCUGCAGAAGUCGUCCACAUGAAAGUGAAGUGCUGUGAGGGAAUGCAGUGCAGGGUGAUGGUGACCCAGGACUUCAAGCCCUUUGAGAACUUGCGCCUGAUGGCCCCCGUCGCCCUCCGAGCCGUCCAUGUGGGAACCCACCGGUGCAACAUUACCUGGGACAUCUUGCAGGUCUCCCACUACAUUGACCAUAACUUGGAGUUCCAGGCCCGGACACGGUCCCCGGGCCACAGCUGGGAGGAAGCCCAGCUGCUGGCCCUCAAGCAGAAGCAGCUGUGGAUCUGCCUGGAGGAGCUCACCCCAGACACAAACUACGAGCUGCAGGUGCGGGUUCAACCGCAGGUUGGCGACUUCAGGACUUGGAGCCCCUGGAGCCAGCCCCUGGCCUUCAGGACGAGGCCUGCAGCCCCCCGGAAGGGACCCCUGCCCCUGCCCUGGCAGAACAUCAUCAUGGGCCUCAGCGGGGCCCUGGUCUUCAUUAUCUUAGUCUACUUGCUGGUCAACUACUGGUCCAUCGGGCUCUGGCUGAAGAAGGUCCUCAAGUGUCACAUCCCAGACCCCUCGGAGUUCUUUUCCCAGCUGAGCUCAGAGCACGGAGGAGAUUUCCAGAAGUGGCUCUCCUCGCCCUUCCCCUCAUCGUCCUUCAGCCCUGCUGGGCUGGCGCCUGAGAUCUCACCGCUGGAAGUGCUGGAGAGGGACAAGGCGAUACAGCUGCUCCUGCUGCAGCAGGACAAGGUGGCCUCGGCCCCAGCCUCCACUGGUGGCCACUCUCAGACGAGCUGCUUCACCAACCAGGGCUACUUCUUCUUCCACCUCCCGAAUGCCUUGGAGAUCGAGGCCUGCCAGGUGUACUUCACCUACGACCCCUGCACAGAGAAUGAGCCGGAGGAGGGUGGGCCCGGGGUGCCCACGGGAUCUCCCCUCCUACCCCUGCAACCUCUGUCAGGGGAGGACGAUGCCUACUGCACCUUCCCCCCUGGGGAUGACUUUCUCCUCUUCUCCCCCAGUCUCCUCAGUGGCCCGCGCCCCCCAGACACUGCCCUUGGGGUCAGUGGGGCCGAAGAGAGGCUAGCCUCUGCCCGGCAGGAGGGAGUCCCUGGAGACCGGGCCCCCCAGCCUCUGGGGCCUCCCACCCCAGGGCACUUCCAGUCAUCUCUGGAGCCGGAGCUGGGAGAGGCUGGGGAGGAGGUCUCGGUGCCCAGCCCCAAGGAGGGGGCCAGUUUCCCCUGGGCCCGCCCUCCUGGGCAGGGCCAGGGCAGGGCCCUCAACUCUUGCCUGACCCUGAACACCGACGCCUACCUGUCCCUCCAAGAACUUCAGGAUCAAGACCCAAUUCACUUGGCGUAGACAGGCGGCGAGGGGUAGGAGGAGGCGGUUGCAAACUCGGUGUCCAGGUGGCCCCUGGACAUCUGCACGCAGGUGGCUCCCACCCAGCCCCACACACCCAGCCCCUCCACCUCCAAACCUCAACUGCUGCUCCCUGGUCCUGCCUCCCAGGACAGGAACUGCUGGGGUGGGGGUGAUGCCCCUUCUCCCUCCUCAAUCACGGAGUCUCGUGAGUUCCGUCUGAAGCAUCACUCAUCAACCAACCACAGCCACUCGCAGACAAAAGCCCUUGCUGCUCUCCAAGUGUCUGACUCACCUUGUCACUGGAUGUCCCGCCCCCAGCCGCGCCCCCUCCCAUACUCUCCGCAGGGCAGCCUGAGUGUGUUUUCCAAAACAAACACGGUCGCUCUCCUCCCUGUCAAAGCCCCGCCUGCUCCCACUGCCCUCAGCACACCACCUGUCGCCUGUCACUUGUCCCUCCAGUACCUUGUCGGGACAUCCCUUUUGGGAACCCUCACAACAACCCCCCCCCCACAGCCACUUGGAGCUCCCUUGUAUCCCACACCUUUGCAUGUGUGAUUCCCUGGGUCUGCUGCAUCCUCUACCUCCGUGGAGGUGACAACCUUACCAGGGCCAGUUCUGUGUUCCUUGGAGGGAAGCACUGCAUCCCUCACUGUGCCGGAACUUCUGGUGUUGGUGCUGGAAGAAGCAAGUCAGGGUCCUAGGGUGCCUGGAGAAAGAGGCUCUGCCACAUCUCUCUUGGGACCUCUUAGACCUCAGAACGCUUGGCUACUGCAUCCUCAACACUGUGGCACAAGUAUAGACACAAAUCCCCCCGCAAAGUGGAAAACUGCUGGAUCCUUCCCAGCAGUGGUCCUGAUGCGGCCAAGGGAAGCCCACUCCCAGGCCCCUCCCUCCACGACAGCCCAGAGGCUGGCACACUGGCCUCCAGGAGGGCGGCUCCGAGGAGCAGGGCCUCAUUGUCUUUCCCCUGCCCUUGACACAGUGCCCAGCAUCCCAUGAUAUUGCUUGAAUGAACGAAUGAACUGUCUGGAUUCCCUACCUGUGCUCCCUGUGCCUGACUGCCUUCCCACAGAGAGGCCGAGUCCUGUGCCCACUAGGGCUGGCAUGCCUGCUCCUGCAAGAGGCUCAUUCCCUCACCUCGCAGGUCUCUCCUUCCCAAACAUGGUCCCUUCCUUCUCAGUGCCCCCGCCACCCCUCCAUUUCUCUUUCCUCUGCACCAGGUAGCGAUCACCCUGCAAUGACUUUUGACAAUUUCAGCUAAUUCUGACGCGAAAAUGCUCAGUGCCUGCCCUUAUAGGCCCUGCUCGAAGCUGAUUGGGUGCCUGACCACAAGCCUGCCCACAGGCUGACCAGCAGCCUAUAAAUUGGCUUGACAUGAAGCUCUGUCCAAUCUGAGGCUGGGCCUGAACUAGCCAAUCAGAUCGCCUCUGUCUUGGGCAUUUGCAUUCAUGAGGGAGGGAAGGAUGGAGAGAUUGAUGGAGGGAGGGAAGCAGGUGAUGUGGACAAGGCAUCCAGGAAAAGGUAGACUGUAUCCCAUGAGCAGAGGUUGCCGGGCUCCUGAUACACUGCCUGGGGCUACUGACCAACAGGUCAGGAUUCCUGUUUCCUUUAUGUCCAAAACAGGCUCCCCUUUCUUGAGGUUGUCUUGAGUCUGGAAUUCCUACCUUGGAAAAAGCUGAAUGACCUACCCGCUAGUCUCACCUCCUGCCAUACAGUGUCGUAUGUUCUGGGCCACAAGGGCUCCUCGGUCCAAGGCUGCACACCAGAACUGAGCUCUAUGUGCUCACCUUUGCUCUGUUUCCUGGGGCAAGCUACCAAACCUCUCUGCAAGUCAGUUCCUGAUCCCCCAAAUGGAAAUGCUAUUUCUCGGCUCCAUUUUGAAGAGUUCUUGGGAGGGUUACACGUUGCAAGUCUCAGUCACUUGUGAUGUAUGUAUUAUAUAUCUUUUAAUGAUCUGUGUGUACUAUCUUUGUCAUUAUUUUCUAAUUUUUUUCUUUAAAUAAAUUCACUUUUUGUUUAAAUACAUUUAUUUUAAAAAAUGUUUAUGUUGCUCCGUAAAUGAAAAAAAAGAUUUGCACUAUAACGAUAACUGCACAAAGUAAACAAUAACUGCACAAAGUACAAUAAAACAAAAUAAUGCUGAAA
This is a messenger RNA of Carlito syrichta (Philippine tarsier), 3992 nucleotides long. It is a transcript of the gene IL2RB, whose product is annotated as interleukin 2 receptor subunit beta. Gene Ontology annotation, biological process: cytokine-mediated signaling pathway; immunoglobulin mediated immune response. NCBI's taxonomy places the organism in Eukaryota, Metazoa, Chordata, Mammalia, Primates, Tarsiidae. Gene Ontology annotation, molecular function: cytokine receptor activity; protein binding. The coding region runs from base 201 to 1844 and encodes 547 amino acids. The transcript is spliced from 10 exons. Gene Ontology annotation, cellular component: external side of plasma membrane; membrane. The record is from RefSeq and is a predicted model, not a curated record.